This is a messenger RNA of Peromyscus californicus insignis, 2091 nucleotides long. It is a transcript of the gene Mlycd, whose product is annotated as malonyl-CoA decarboxylase. The record is from RefSeq and is a predicted model, not a curated record. NCBI's taxonomy places the organism in Eukaryota, Metazoa, Chordata, Mammalia, Rodentia, Cricetidae. Gene Ontology annotation, molecular function: malonyl-CoA decarboxylase activity. Gene Ontology annotation, biological process: acetyl-CoA biosynthetic process; malonyl-CoA catabolic process; fatty acid biosynthetic process. The transcript has 5 exons. Bases 50 to 1528 code for a protein of 492 amino acids. Gene Ontology annotation, cellular component: mitochondrial matrix; peroxisomal matrix.
GAGGCAGGGUCCCGCGGCGUCUCCCGUUAGCAGCUGUUGCAAGGCUAUCAUGAGAGGCCUUGGGCCAACCCUGAGGGCUCGGCGCCUGCUGCCACCCCGGUACCCGCCGCGGCCGCCGGGGCCUCGGGUGCCUCGGCUGUGCAGCGGGCUCACGGCCGGCGCCAUGGACGAGCUGCUGCGGCGAGCCGUGCCACCCACGCCGGCCUACGAGCUGCGCGAGAAGACGCCGGCGCCCGCCGAGGGGCAGUGCGCCGACUUCGUGAGCUUCUACGGCGCCUUGGCCGAGACGGCCCAGCGCGCCGAGCUGCUCGGCCGCCUAGCGCAGGGCUUCGGCGUGGACCACGGCCAGGUGGCCGAGCAGAGCGCCGGAGUGCUGCAGCUGCGCCAGCAGUCGCGCGAGGCGGCCGUGCUGCUGCAGGCCGAGGACCGGCUACGCUAUGCGCUCGUGCCGCGCUACCGCGGCCUCUUCCACCACAUCAGCAAGCUGGACGGCGGCGUGCGCUUCCUGGUGCAGCUGCGGGCCGAUCUGCUGGAGGCGCAGGCCCUCAAGCUGGUGGAGGGGCCGCACGUCCGGGAAAUGAAUGGAGUACUAAAAAGCAUGCUGUCUGAGUGGUUCUCCUCUGGCUUCCUGAGCCUGGAGCGGGUCACCUGGCACUCACCCUGUGAGGUGCUUCAGAAGAUCAGUGAGUGUGAGGCUGUGCACCCUGUGAAAAACUGGAUGGACAUGAAGCGGCGUGUGGGGCCGUACCGGAGAUGUUAUUUCUUCUCCCAUUGCUCCACCCCUGAGGAGCCCCUGGUUGUCCUGCAUGUGGCUCUGACCAGUGACAUUUCCAACAACAUUCAGAGCAUUGUGAAGGAGUGCCCUCCCUCUGAAACCGAGGAGAGGAACAGGAUCUCGGCUGCUAUCUUCUACUCCAUCAGCCUGACCCAGCAGGGCCUGCAGGGGGUGGAGCUCGGGACCUUCCUCAUAAAGCGAGUGGUCAAGGAGCUGCAGAAGGAGUUUCCUCACCUGGGGGCCUUCUCAAGUCUGUCGCCUAUACCUGGAUUCACCAAGUGGCUUCUGGGCCUCCUGAAUGUGCAGGGAAAGGAGAAUGGGAGGAACGAGCUGUUCACAGACUCAGAGUGCAAAGAAAUCUCAGAGGUCACAGGUGACCCAGUUCACGAAAGCCUCAAGGGCUUCCUGAGCAGUGGUGAGUGGGUGAAAUCGGAGAAGCUGGUACAGGCCCUGCAGGGGCCACUGAUGAGGCUGUGUGCCUGGUACCUGUAUGGUGAGAAGCACCGAGGUUAUGCCCUCAACCCUGUGGCCAACUUCCAUCUGCAGAAUGGGGCUGUGAUGUGGCGUAUCAACUGGAUGGCUGACAGCAGCCUGAAAGGCCUCACCAGCUCCUGUGGCCUCAUGGUCAACUACCGCUACUACCUGGAGGAGACAGGCACCAACAGCGUCAGCUACCUGGGCUCCAAGAACAUCAAAGCCUCUGAGCAGGUCCUCAGCCUGGUGGCCCAGUUCCAGAAUAACAGUAAGCUCUAGCAACAUCCUCCCAAAGCCUGGGCCCCUGCUCAGAACGGGAGCUGCUACGUUCUGAUGGGCCAGGCUUACUUACCCCAGGAGCCUUUUCAGGGAAGCCACAGCUGUGCUGUGUCCCCUGACCUCAGCAGGCACUCAGGAGGCCCUACCUCAGCUGUCACUGUGCUGGCUGACUCACUGCUUGGAGAAGGUGGUGAUGUGGGUACACAUGCCUGGGAAUAUCCCUGUGCUCCUCCAGAAGCCCUUGCUGCUGCCCCCAGCCUGUGCCUUCAGGAAGCUCUGCUGCAUCACCCACAGGCUGCCCAGGGCAGAGCUUGUAGAGCUGACAGUCUUGUCUUCUGUCCUCUCUGCAGUGAGAGGGCUAAGGUCUGUGCUGUGGCUGCCACUGCAGCUGAAGCUCAGACUGGAGGCUUUGUGACAUGCACAAGACAUAGCCAGCUCCUCAAGAUGCUGCUGCUUGAGGCCAGGGUUGCCUUAGAGGUUUUAAAUGAGAUUCCAGUUCAUAAUGAACUGAACAGUAAGGAACAAGUUUGUUCUGUAAACAUUAAACAUGAUUGUUCAUUGUA